This is a messenger RNA of Salpingoeca rosetta, 1654 nucleotides long. RefSeq lists its product as uncharacterized. The record is from RefSeq and is a predicted model, not a curated record. Gene Ontology annotation, molecular function: metal ion binding; GTPase activator activity; voltage-gated chloride channel activity. The annotation marks the transcript as partial. Gene Ontology annotation, cellular component: membrane. Gene Ontology annotation, biological process: transmembrane transport; chloride transport. Lineage: Eukaryota; Choanoflagellata; Craspedida; Salpingoecidae. The transcript is spliced from 16 exons.
AUGGCGAUCGCUGAUGAGCUGCGCCAACUGCCGGGCAACGAUGCGUGUGCACACUGCGGUGACAGUGAUCCAACAUGGGCCAGCGUCUCUCUCGGCCUAUUGCUGUGCCUCAAGUGCUCUGGCGUGCACCGCGGUCUCGGCGUCAACAUCAGUUUUGUUCGAUCAGUCACACUCGAUCAGUGGUCUUCACAACAAAUUGCCAUGAUGAAAGCUGGUGGCAAUGCAUCCUUUCUUGAAACCUGUCCUGACCGAGACUACUUCAGCGAAGAAGCCGAGAUGUAUCGCAGGACCUUGAAAGCGAGCGUGAGUGGCGAGCAAGCGGAAGAGCUGACAGAACGCGACAAGAAGCAACUUGCACAGAUGAAGCAAAACUACAGCAAAUCACAACAACAUUUUAUCACUCACCAGGAUGCGCCCUCGUGGAUUCCAGACUCAACCUCGCCCGCUUGCCAGCAGUGUCAUCAGAAGUUCACCAUUGUUCGACGAAGACACCACUGUCGCCACUGCGGGCGCCUCGUGUGCUCCACGUGUGCACCGCAGAACAACACCAAGCCCAUCCCCAAGUUUGGCAUCACAAAACCUUGGCUCUGGUUUGUUCCUGUCAUUUCCUGCGUGUCACGCUUCAACACCAACAUCAACACCAUUGACAGCCACAACUCGCCAUGGCUGCCCUCCUUUGCUUUGCUGUACUCGUCACUCGCCACUUGGCACGUUAUCCCCAUCCUGUCGCACACGUUUGAUGAGUAUCCAUUUGAUCUUGGGGAGAUGCUCGCGUUUACGAUUCUCGGUGCCCUCUGCGGUGUCUUCGCGUCGUUUUUCGUCUUCCUCCACCGAAAAGUCAUCGAAACUUAUGCAAUAUACUCACAACCGGGCCGUGCAUUGGCCGUUAUUGCCCGCUAUCGCUACCUCUACCCGCUCAUCAUCUCCUUCUUCAUCGCCACCCUCACCUUUCCGGGUCUGAUUGGACGGCACCUGUCGCUGGUGCAGGCGACGGAGAUCAACCACCUCUUCACCACGGAGCGCCUGCAGUGCAUCGAGGAGUGGCGGGGCGGGAGUUUGAUUCUCAACCUCGUCAUCUUCGUCAUUGUCAAGUUUAUCGUCACCAUCCUCGCCAUCACAAUGCCCAUCCCAGCGGGCGUGUUUGUGCCCGUGUUUGUGAUUGGCGCCGGGUUUGGGCGGCUCAUUGGUGAGAGCAUGGCCAUCUGGUUCCCGACGGGUCUCACGUCGGGCGGCGAUGACGAUUUCCAGCCCGCCGGGUUCUGCGAUUGGGGCGGGGGGAACCACAUUGUUCCUGGUGGUUACGCCGUGGUUGGCGCGGCUGCACUCGCUGGUGGUGUCACGCACACCAUCUCAACCUCCGUCAUCGUCUUCGAGCUCACAGGCCAAAUCCACCACAUCCUGCCUGUGAUGGUGGCUGUGCUGAUUGCCAAUGCCAUCUGCCAAACGCUGUCACCGUCCAUCUACGACAGCAUCAUCCAGAUCAGAGGCCUCCCCUAUCUCCCUGACAUCCGCCGCGACGCCGUCUUCCAGCGCACGGUGGACAAGUUCAUGAUGAAGCGUCCGCCGUUUGUGUCCCUGCACUGCACGUACGGCCGCAUCUACCGCACCCUCCGCCGCUCCGCCCUCACAUACCUUCCGCUCGUCGACUCUCCAA